Laetiporus sulphureus 93-53 is the source of this 1657-nucleotide messenger RNA. RefSeq lists its product as uncharacterized. The record is from RefSeq and is a predicted model, not a curated record. NCBI's taxonomy places the organism in Eukaryota, Fungi, Basidiomycota, Agaricomycetes, Polyporales, Laetiporaceae. The coding region runs from base 15 to 1373 and encodes 452 amino acids. The transcript is spliced from 2 exons.
CCCCCACACACACAAUGCCGCUCCUCGCCCUCAACGACGACGUCCUCGACAUCAUCGUCUCCUUCCUCUCUCCGCACGAUGCCCUCCCGCUCAUGACCACCUGCCGCACCGCACACGCCCUCGCGCUGCCCCGCCUGCUCUCCGAGGUCGAGUUCCUCACACACACCGCCAAGACCCCCGGGCGCAUCACCCAAUUCUGCCAAUUCAUGCUCGCCGACAUCCCGCACCGCAUGCCCCACCUCCGCGCGCUCCGGCUCAUCGGGAACGCAUUCGCGACGAAGGACUUUGACUAUAGCGCCGCGCUCGCCAUGGCCGCCGUGCUGCGCCACGCCAAGUGUCUCCGCGAGCUCCACCUGCGCCUCGCAGGCGAGCUCCUCGCGUGCCAGCCGCGCUUCGCCGACGCCGUCGCGGCGCUCGCGUCGCUCGACGUGCUCUGCAUGAGCAGCAGGAUGUACUCGUGGGUGCUGCUCGCCCGCAUGCGCGCCACCCCGCGCCGCGUCGAGUUCUUCGCGGACUACAUGGCGUACAAGGACCAGCAGAGGCUCUUCUGGGGCGCGGCCCUCCCCGUGCGGCUCGCGCCGCGCCUCGAGCAGGUCCGUCUUGAGAUGUGUGUUCCCCUCGCGGAGAACGCGGACGCGCUGCGCGCGGCGUGGCCCCACGUGCGCGAGCUGACGCUCGUUGGGGAGGUGUGCAGGAUGGAUGCGCUCGCGCGCGCGUUCCCGAAUGUGCGCUUCGUGCGCUUCCAGGACGUGGACUUCGUGGGCAAGCAGGCGCCCCCGGGGUGGAGCGAGCUCGACCAUGCGCAGUGGAAUGUGGUGCCGCGGCACCCGCUGGGGUGCAAGGUGCGCAGGCUUGACGUGCAGGCCGCGCUUCCUGCGGCGUCGGACGAAGUUGGCGAGGGGUUCGUGGAGGUUUUGGAGAGCGCGUCUCCGGCGGUUCUGCUCUGCACGCUGCCGCAGCGCGGCGACUUUUCGUGGAUGAUGAAGAUCGCAAAGGCCGCGCCGGAGCUCAAGUACGUGCAUGUCGCGGCGCCCUCGUUGGACGAGGCUAUCACAAGCUGCCAGGACGCGUUCGCCAAGCUCCCCCUCGCCGGGCUCUCGCUCGGAUACACGUCCAGGAUGCCUGCGUUUGACGAUGGUGAACGCUGUGCUGCAUCGGACGCGCGGAAGAUAGCCGCGGCGAUCCCGUCGCUGCGGUAUGUCGGACUCAACGUGAAGGCCUUCGCGGCGAAGACGUACGGCGAUUUGGAAAACAUCACUUGGUUCCGCGUCGUGUCGCGCGCGCAUGAUGGGAGUCCUCCGAGCAUGGUGGUGGUGUCGGAGAGCGAGCGGAUCGCAGCACAAGAAUGGUUGUUGAGGUCGCCGCGGGGUUGAGCUUGACUGCCCCGCAGAUUGUGUGGUGUGCGCGACUCUGCUUUGCCAUGAUACCCUUGAGCCUCCAAUUCGAUGGCAUAGCAGUGGUCGACUUUGGUUUUCCUUGUAAAUCAUGUGCUAGUGUUGGAUCGUCCUACGAAUGCAAUGUUGCAAAAUCUACUAGUAUCAUAGUUGUAGUUAAUGUGUACACUCGUCACCGCUCUGUUUCAUACUCCUACUAGUAUCUGUACAAUCUAUAUGAUCUUAACAGCUAAUCAUAGAUAUCCUAUGCCACUAACUGGGAG